This is a messenger RNA of Lasiodiplodia theobromae, 693 nucleotides long. Its product is annotated as Alkyl hydroperoxide reductase subunit C. The transcript is spliced from 2 exons. Gene Ontology annotation, molecular function: peroxiredoxin activity. The record is from RefSeq and is a predicted model, not a curated record. The coding region runs from base 1 to 693 and encodes 230 amino acids. Gene Ontology annotation, biological process: cellular response to oxidative stress; cellular oxidant detoxification; cell redox homeostasis. Gene Ontology annotation, cellular component: mitochondrion; cytosol. Lineage: Eukaryota; Fungi; Ascomycota; Dothideomycetes; Botryosphaeriales; Botryosphaeriaceae.
AUGGCCACCGAGCAGCGCGCCGAGCCCCUCCGCCUGGGCAGCAUUGCCCCCAACUUCAAGGCUGAGACCACCGCCGGCCCCAUUGACUUCCACGAGUUCAUCGGCGACAAGUGGGUCAUCCUCUUCUCGCACCCCGAGGACUACACUCCCGUCUGCACCACCGAGCUCGGUGCCUUCGCCAAGCUUGAGCCCGAGUUCACCAAGCGCGGCGUCAAGCUGAUCGGUCUCUCGGCCAACACCAUCGAGAGCCACGGCGGCUGGAUUGCCGACAUCAACGAGGUCACCGGCAGCAACCUCACCUUCCCCAUCAUCGGCGACAAGGAGCGCAAGGUUGCCUACCUCUACGACAUGCUCGACCACCAGGAUGCGACCAACGUCGACUCCAAGGGCAUUGCCUUCACCAUCCGUUCCGUCUUCGUCAUCGACCCCAAGAAGACGAUCCGCACCAUCCUCUCGUACCCCGCCUCGACCGGCCGCAACUCGGCUGAGGUGCUCCGCAUCGUCGACUCGCUCCAGACGGGCGACAAGAACAAGGUCACGACCCCGAUCAACUGGGUGCCCGGCGACGACGUCAUCGUCCACCCGUCGGUCAAGACCGAGGAUGCGCAGAAGAUCUACCCCAACCUCAAGAUCGUCAAGCCGUACCUGAGGUUCACUCCCCUGCCCAAGGAGCAGACCAGCGCGAACGUGUAA